CAAACCACCACGCCAGCCUUCACCAUCUCACUGCCACUCUCAGUGCCACCAUGCUGGCCUCAGGGCUGCUCCUGGUGGCUUUGCUGGCCUGCCUCACUAUAAUGGUCUUGAUGUCUGUCUGGAAGCAAAGGAAGCUCUGGGGAAAGCUGCCUCCUGGCCCACCUGCAUUGCCUUUCAUCGGGAACUACCUGCAGCUGAACACUGAGCAGAUGUACAACUCCCUCAUGAAGAUCAGGGAGCGCUAUGGUCCAGUGUUCACGGUACACAUGGGCCCGCGACGGGUGGUGGUGCUGUGUGGCCAGGAGGCUGUGAAGGAGGCUCUGGUGGACCAGGCAGAGGAAUUCAGUGGGCGAGGCGAGCAGGCCACCUUCGACUGGCUCUUCCAAGGCUACGGCCCGGUUUUUAGCAACGGGGAGCGUGCCAAGCAGCUCAGGCGCUUCUCCAUCACCACGCUGAGGGACUUCGGAAUCGGCAAGCGGGGCAUUGAAGAGCGAAUCCAGGAGGAGGCAGGCUUUCUCCUUGAGGCAUUUCGGGGCACACGUGGCACCUUCAUAGACCCCACCUUCUUCCUGAGCCAAGCUGUCUCCAAUGUCAUCUGCACCAUUGUGUUUGGGGACCGUUUUGACUAUGAGGACAAAGAGUUCCUCUCACUGCUGGGCAUGAUUCGGGGAAGCUUCCAGUUCACAGCUACAUCUACUGGGCAGCUAUAUGAGAUGUUCUACUCAGUGAUGAAAUACCUACCAGGGCCCCAGCAACAGGCAUUUAAGGAGCUUAAGGGGCUGGAAGAGUUUGUAGCCAAGAAGGUGGAGCAGAACCAACGCACGCUGGAUCCCAACUCCCCUCGGGACUUUAUUGACUCCUUCCUCAUCCGCAUGCAGGAGGAACAAGAGAAUCCCAACACAGAGUUCUACUUGAAGAACCUCAUAAUGACCACACUGAACCUUUUCUUUGCGGGCACCGAGACGGUCAGCACAACCCUGCGUUAUGGCUUCCUCUUGCUCAUGAAGCACCCAGAUGUGGCAGCCAAGGUCCAUGAAGAGAUUGACCGAGUGAUUGGCAAGAACCGUCAGCCCAAGUUCGAAGACUGAGCCAAGAUGCCCUACACAGAGGCAGUAAUCCAUGAGAUCCAAAGAUUCGGAGACAUUAUCCCCAUGGGCCUGGCUCGUAGAGUCACCAAGGACACCAAGUUUCGCAACUUUCUGCUCCCCAAGGGCACUGAAGUGUUUCCAAUGCUGGGCUCUGUGCUGAAGGACCCCAAGUUUUUCUCCAACCCUCUUGAUUUCAACCCCCAGCACUUCCUAGAUGAGGAGGGGCAGUUUAAGAAGAAUGAUGCUUUUGUGCCUUUCUCCAUCGGAAAGCGGUACUGUUUUGGAGAAGGCCUGGCUAGAAUGGAGCUCUUUCUCUUCCUCACCACCAUCAUGCAGAACUUCCACUUCAAGUCUCUGAAGACACCCCAGGACAUCGAUGUGUCUCCCAAACAUGUGGGCUUUGCCACCAUCCCACCAAACUACACCAUGAGCUUCCUGCCCCACUGAGCUAGAAAUGUAACUGCCCCUACAAAGUCCCAGGGCUAGUGGGAGAACAAACGGUUGAGGGGUGUGGCCUGGGUGGGGUAGAGUUGGGGGGGGCUGAGAAUGUAGGCAGUGGGCUGGAGAAAAAGAAGGUGCAAGGUGGAUAGUAGAGAAAAAAAAACAGAUGAGUUGUCUAUUCACAUGCUAGAGACUGAGCCUUCAGAGCUGGAAUGAAAGGAAGCAAAUGUACUAUGAAUAUAGUAAUAUCAGUUCUAUGAAUGAUAAUAACAGCUAUUCUCUAUUAACAUGUACUCUGUGUCAGCUCUAUGCUCAAAUCAUUACACACUUGCUGCCCUUGAGGCUCACAAACCUGUGAAACAGGAACUGUGCUUGUGCCCAAAUUAUGGGAGAUACAGCUGACACUCAGAAAGUCUCUAUCUGAGAUUCAACAGAACACAAUAAAUGCUCAACAAGUACUUGAACUCAGAUCUGCCCAAGUACAGCUAUCCUAAGCCUACUAAACUUUGGAUGGGUUCUUAAGAGUCACCUCUUCCUAAACUAAGAUAUAACAGCUUAGUAUAUUAUUAUACAAUGUGAAGGGCUCUGUCAAAAAAUGUUUCCAGAUUCUGGGCAGGCGGCCAAUUUGCUUCCACACACUUGCCUACACUCUUGCUCAUUCACUCAGAUUUCACAUAGUUGGGCAUAGUUGCUCAGUGUAGACUAACUAAGCGAGGUGAUGGAGUCUAAGAUAUUGUUCUCCUGCACAGUGGCUCUGUGUGAAGCAGGGCUCAGAAAAGGAACAUGGCUGUUGUCUACAGUCAUUUCUGGGGAGAAUCUGUCUCCCAGCUGUCAUCCUGAUGCCAGACACUUCAGUUCUUCCACAUGUAUCCCUGGUGUCCUUCAAGGUGCUUGCCCCAUGGUGGAGCCUGCAGGGAGUGGGUCUGAGUAAGUUCAUGUCCAGGGUUCUCCAAGAGUAGAAGCCUGAAUACCCCACUGACCCAACCUUCACUGGUUUGUACAGCCAGAAGUUAUGGGGACUUAGCUUCCUAGCACUGGAACCCUGGGCUGACUGGGAUGCUGUGCGCUGGGAUCCCUCACUACUGAGAUGUCACCACAAUUUAUAUCCACCACAUAUGGGUAUGAGACUGGCCCCAUUCCAAAUCUUCCUGUCUUUGCCCCUCCACCCUUCCUACCCAUAUGUAUGAAUGUUGUUUCUUUAAUUCCUUAGUUCUCAGACUUCCAUAUAGCUUACGUUUCCUGAUGGUUGUGAGUGAUGGUUCUGUAGUUUAGCUGUCAUUUUCUGUGGUUGUGUAAUGAGGAGACCAUGUUGACCUACAUCUCCAUCUUUACUAGAAGCUAUAAGACAGAAUAUAUUAUUUUUCUUUGUUUGUUUUAAAA
This is a messenger RNA of Artibeus jamaicensis (Jamaican fruit-eating bat), 2909 nucleotides long. RefSeq names its product cytochrome P450 2A13. NCBI's taxonomy places the organism in Eukaryota, Metazoa, Chordata, Mammalia, Chiroptera, Phyllostomidae. Gene Ontology annotation, cellular component: cytoplasm; intracellular membrane-bounded organelle. The record is from RefSeq and is a predicted model, not a curated record. Gene Ontology annotation, molecular function: heme binding; iron ion binding; oxidoreductase activity, acting on paired donors, with incorporation or reduction of molecular oxygen, reduced flavin or flavoprotein as one donor, and incorporation of one atom of oxygen. The transcript is spliced from 9 exons. Gene Ontology annotation, biological process: coumarin metabolic process; xenobiotic metabolic process.